UUUGCAGAGAUCUUGAAGAAGAGUUCUGGCUAAGACGAGACGCCGUUUCCGUGGAUUACAAAGCAAAAAUGUUUCGGAUUGUGAUAGGGCUACUUGUGCUUUCAGGCACAACAGCCCAGGCUCCCGGUACUAACCCCCAAUUUCAAACACAGGCAGCCAACUCACCUUCAACAAUGACCGAUUUGAGCAGUCAACUCUUCACCCUUCUCAGUAAUGCUCAGACAAGUAGUCAGGCUAUGUCAUCUGGGAUGCCUAUUAUUUCACAAGCACAAUCAACAAACGGUGUCCCUGGAACUACAAGGAAUGUCCAAGCAAUCCCUUAUGGAGGAUCGGCUUCAACAACAAGAACAAACGCUCAGCUUCUUCCAUAUGCUGCCCCAGGUUCACCUCAACAAACAGGUCAAACUGCACAACAGACGGGCACAUCUACCAACCAACAAACAAGUUCUAGCCAGACAGCGUACAACAACCAACAGGCAACCCAAAGCCAGAACCCAUAUGCCAACCAACAGGCAACUCAAAGCCAGACACAAUUUGCCAGCCAACAGGCAACUCAAAGCCAGAACCCAUAUGCCAACCAACAGGCAGCCCAAAGCCAGACACAAUUUUCCAACCAACAGGCAACUCAAAGCCAGAACCCAUAUGCCAACCAACAGGCAGCCCAAAGCCAGACACAACUCCCCAACCAACAGGCAACUCAAAGCCAGACACCAUAUAACAACCAGCAGGCAACUCAAAGCCAGACACAAUUCCCCAACCAACAGGCAACUCAAAGCCAGAACCCAUAUGCCAAUCAACAGGCAACCCAAAGCCAGACACAACUCCCCAACCAACAGGCAACUCAAAGCCAGACACCAUAUAACAACCAGCAGGCAACUCAAAGCCAGACACAAUUCCCCAACCAACAGGCAACUCAAAGCCAGAACCCAUAUGCCAACCAGCAGGCAACUCAAACGAACCAACAAGCGACACAAAGUCAGACAACACAAAAACAAACAAGCCCUAAUCAACAAACAGCUCAACGUUCACCAUUUGGAAAUACACAGAUGAACUAUUUUCAAAGGCAGCAGCUACUUCAACAACAAAAUCAACUACAGCAGCAACAACAGCAACCAAUGUUUAAUAUGAUGGGCAAUAGGGGAUUCAUGCAGCCAUCACAAACAAACAACAUGCAGCAACAGACAAAUCAGUACCAGUUCGGUAUGAGAACCCCGCAAACCCCCCCAGCAUAUAGAAGUCAAGGUCAAUAUAUGUCACCCCAACAGCCACAAUGGGGAGGAUCACAGUGGGGUGGAUCUGGAUGGGGUCAGAACGGGUGGGGACAGCCCAGUGCCCUGGGAAUGUCUGCAGCUUUGGGACAAGGACAAGGUCAAACCCAGGGUCAAGGUCAAGGUCAAGGACUUCUCUCUCAGUUUGGAGGCGGGCAACAACAAUCGCAGCAGAAUCAAUUCAAUUUGCCAAGAGGAGCAGCGAAACAAAGUCAAAAUGAUAUGUCCAUGUUUAAUAUGCUCGCCAUGAUGUCUGCUAUGUCUGGGGAUCCCAUUGAGUUUCCUACUCGCGGACGGGGUGGUAUGGGGGCAAUGGGUGGUAUGGGAGGACUGGCCGGUAUGGGCGGUAUGAGUGGUUUGGCCGGUUUGGCCGGUAUGGGCGGUAUGGGCGGUAUGAGCGGUAUGGGCGGUAUGAGCGGUAUGAGCGGUAUGGGCGGUAUGGGCGGUAUGGGCGGUAUGAGCGGUAUGGGCGGUAUGGGCGGUAUGAGCGGUAUGGGCGGUAUGGGCGGAGGUAUGUCAAGCCUGCUAGGUGGAGGAGAGGGCUUAGGGGCUGCGAUGGCCAUGAUGUAG
Haliotis rubra (blacklip abalone) is the source of this 1838-nucleotide messenger RNA. Its product is annotated as transcription factor SPT20 homolog. The transcript is spliced from 5 exons. Bases 69 to 1838 code for a protein of 589 amino acids. NCBI's taxonomy places the organism in Eukaryota, Metazoa, Mollusca, Gastropoda, Lepetellida, Haliotidae. The record is from RefSeq and is a predicted model, not a curated record.